Messenger RNA from Uranotaenia lowii, 1487 nucleotides. RefSeq lists its product as uncharacterized. The record is from RefSeq and is a predicted model, not a curated record. NCBI's taxonomy places the organism in Eukaryota, Metazoa, Arthropoda, Insecta, Diptera, Culicidae. The coding region runs from base 856 to 1188 and encodes 110 amino acids. The transcript is spliced from 3 exons.
GUCCGAGAAAACAUAUACCCGGUGCGGUAGCUUCGUGAAAAUUUAAGCAGUGUUCCUUUGAGCGGGAAAAUUCAUUAGGAGGAAUCCAAAAUUCGCCUGAAGAACUUCCCCGAUAUGAGUUUUAUAAUAGCUGACAGUUUUAUAAUCAGCUAGGAGUGGGCGUGUGGAAAACCUUCUAGUAUCUACUAACUAGAAAGGGCGAAUCAGCUUACUGUUAAGCCGCAAGCGCAUGUGCAGUUUUACUACCCUCAGUUUUACUAGUACACAUAUUAUCUCAUCGAAACGAGGUUACCAGGGUUGGUUGGUUGAAAAAAGAAGGUGUUAAGCCAUGUAAAGUGAUUUGCAGAAAAAAAUAGUGAAAAAUACUACAACACACAUCGAUUGCAUUGCCAAAUGACGGAGCAGCAGUAGGAAAAGUGCACAUUGUAAAGUGCUUGUAACUGUGUGGUGUGAGGUUGAUUACCUGAAGCUAAACCGGCUGCACUCAAUGCAAAACCCCCAAAGGCCCAAGAGAGAAAAAAAACUGCAUCGAAAGCGCCAUCAUUGAACCGAGUCUACAAAGUCUACCCCAAGAACUUCGAUACCACCUUAAGUUUGUUGAUGUUCUUGUUGUUGUUGUUGUAAGGAGAACUAUUAUAGGGGUUGGUUUUUCUUUGGCUUGGAACUGCACAACAGCGGUGAUGAAAUCGUCAAUGAGUUAGUCGAACUUGUUGGUUCUAUCAAUACGGACCAUUCUGAGUGUGAUUGCUCAAGUGCUGAGCGAGGUGUUACAAGAAAAAAAAAACAGUGUAUUACUGUUGAUCUUUGUGAUAAUUCUCCUGCUGAAAGCUGCAGUGCCAAAAAUUUAGUUCCAAAAUGAAUAAGUUUAUUGUUAUAUUUAGUACCCUGCUCGUCCUCGGAAGCAUCCGAAGCCCCGGCACAGAGGCCACCGUGGUGCGGUUAUUCACCGAUUUGCUGCAGAAUAACAUCGCCGGAGUGCCACUGAUUCACAAAACAGAGGAGUUCGAUUUCGAUCCGGAAGUUAGUCAGAAGCGACGGGAGCUAUACUACGAGCAACACGGAUUCCGCGGCGAGAAAGCCAUCGAACGGCUCGGUUUGGGCAUCGACGGCAAACACCGGGAACGGCUAGAACACCAAAGGCAACGGGACGAAGGCCAUCUGAAUGGAUUAAAUUAUCAGCAGCCAUAACCUGGUGGAGUGGAAUGUUAAAUUAAAACGUUCUAGUUAGUACCUUCUCAGUUUUUAAUGAUAUGAUUCGAGGAAUGUGUGUGUGAUUGUGGCCCGGGUUGGUUGGAUGGAAUUCGCGAAGAUAGAGAGCGUUUUUUCUUCCUUGCUUCCGAAGGAUGGGAUAGUUGUACUCAAAAGAUAUCGAGCUCGUUAUCGGUUUCAGAUUCUUGGAGAACCUAAGAUGAGUAAUGUGAUUUAAUUAACCCUGUGAAAUGACGUACCUGGAGGGGAGAUAUCGUAGCUGUUAAGUGGAUUUUUAU